UAAUUAUUAAAAACUUUUGUAGGAAUGCUACAUCAUUGUCCUCUUCAGCGGGCAUCUGCAGAAAUGCGACGGACAUUCAUACAGGUAAUGUGGCUUCGCCGUCAUUUACUCGCACGGGGGCAUCCAGAAACGAACCCGAAAUUCAUAAAGUGAAUGUUGCUGCAUCACUUUCACCUUCGUUUGAUACUCGCAUUGGGAGGGCACACAGAAGCGCAAUUGAGAACAAGAAAGGGAAUGUGUCUGCAACACCAACUUCGUCUGGUACUCGCACGAGGGCACGCAGCUGCGCAACUGGGAACAAUAAAGAGAAUAUGGCUGCAACACUUUCGCUUUCAUUUCCUCGCACGAGAUCACACAGCAACGCAACCGAUAUUCAUCCAAUGAAUGUUGCUGCAUCACUUUCACUUUUACCCGGUACUCAUAAACGCCAUAGGUCUGCUUCAGUUCUCAAAGCAACUGAGACUAAUGUAUCUAACACUGACAGUGAUAAGGCCCCUGUUGCAAAGAGAGUCAAGACCAACAUCCAGGCAAGCAGCAGCAGGUCCGUUCUGUCAUGGAAAACAGAGACUGAUAUUGAUGUGGUUCCACACACUUUGCGUUUCUUUCCUGCACGGGAACCUGGACCACAGCUGAGUCCUGCAGACACACACACACCCCUGAGUCUCUUCAAAAUGUUUUUUCCUGAGGAUGCAGUUUCAACUCUUUGCCAUAACACCAACGCUCAGGCUGCCAGGGCAAAAGCAAAGGGUUCCAAGUAUAAAUGGAAAGAUGUCAGCGUCACUGACAUGUACCGCUACAUUGGACUACUAUUUUAUAUGGCCAUGGUAAAGUUGAUCUCCAUCAGGGACUACUGGAGACAGGACGAUGUUUUAGUUAAAUAGGAACUGUUUUGAACAAUGGCACGACAACAUUUAACUCCAUUCUCAA
Misgurnus anguillicaudatus (oriental weatherfish) is the source of this 927-nucleotide messenger RNA. The record is from RefSeq and is a predicted model, not a curated record. NCBI's taxonomy places the organism in Eukaryota, Metazoa, Chordata, Actinopteri, Cypriniformes, Cobitidae.